Messenger RNA from Cavenderia fasciculata, 1119 nucleotides. RefSeq names its product SAP DNA-binding domain-containing protein. NCBI's taxonomy places the organism in Eukaryota, Evosea, Eumycetozoa, Acytosteliales, Cavenderiaceae. Bases 1 to 1119 code for a protein of 372 amino acids. The transcript has 2 exons. The record is from RefSeq and is a predicted model, not a curated record.
AUGUCUUCAAUCGACGAUCUCAUCAAAAAGUUUGCUACUGCCACCCUCUUUGAGGACCCAUCCUUUGCUUCAAAGGUUGCCCUAUCAGACGAAGAAAAGGCCAAAAAGGACGCCUCCCUAUCUACCAAGAAGAUGAAAGAGCACCUUUUGGAAAGAUGCGAGUUCUACGGUCUCAAGGGUUUCCUCCGUACCCUCUCACUUGCCGAACUCAAGGAAUUAUACACCCCAUUCGUUGAAAAGGAUGAAAAGCCUUACGCAAUGAGAAUCAAGUACAUCAAGAGACUUUCGACCAAGAUUGCUGGUUUGACCAUCUCCAAGUUCUUGACCAAGCACUGUAAUGACAAGAUUCUCGAAAUCCUUGCCGAACAUUGCACCACCCCAAAGGCCUCGUUAAAGACCAACUUGGUUGCCGAGCUCCGUGAAGGUGGUCUCAGAUUGAUCUUGUCCGACACUCCAAACGCCGUCCUCCAAAAGAUGGUCGACGACCAAAACAUCAACUUCCAAUCCAACAACCAAGACCUCUUGAUCGACACCUUGAUGAGUGGCAAGGCCCCCAAGGAGAUCAAGAAGAAGAAGAAGGAAGUCGUCAUUGAGUUUGUGGACAAGAAGCCAAAGCUCGCCAAGGGCAAGAACCUCGGCUACCACGACAUCUUCCAACACUACAAUCUCGAAGAACUCGCCGAUUAUGCUCGUGACAAGAGAAUCAAGGUCUCGGGUACCAAGCCAGAACUCAUUCGUCGUAUUCUCGCUUUCUGGGAGACCGGUGCUGAUGGUUUCAAGCCAGAAAAGGUCAAGAAGGAGAAGAAGGAAGUCGAAAAGAAGGUCAAGAAGACCACCACUACCACCACUACCACCACCACCAAGGCUGCCACUCCAGACACUGAAGUCGCCGCACCCAUCCAAGACGAAGAAGUCGAGUCUGACGAAGACUCCUCUGACGCCGAAGAUGAGGAGCCAGAUCAACAAGUCGAAGCCGAUGACACUGACGACGAAGAGGUCGAAGUCACCCUCAAGAGUGUUGCCGCCAAGACUACCGAGACCCCAGUCACUCCAAUCAAGAAGCAAACAUCUGUCAUCAAGACCAGCAAAAAGACCCGUGGAAAAACUACCCCAAAGUAA